CUUGAGAUGUCGUCUGGUGCCUAAUUGGCCAAGUCCCUCCUCUCGGCAAUAAAGGCAAAACAUCGGGGAGUCCUGUGGCUAUGGGCUAUAUCACCUGCUUAGGAGGCCAGCAAGCCUCUCCCAGCUAGCUCUAGAGGUGGCUGUGAAAGUCUGUGCAGGAAGUCUGAGCUAAAAUAGGUGGAGAGAUGGGAUUAUAAUUGCCAUGGUGAGUCUGAGUUCCUGCUGCCUGCUCUGGGUGUGGAGAGAUUUUUUUGGUGUUGGUGCGGCUGUACCUGGCCUGGGAAGGAGAAUCCUGUCUUCGAAGCGUGUUGCCAGGAGUGCUGAUGUGCCAGAGCCGCGGCCAUGCUGCAGCAGAUCCUGGCAGACAUGUACAUCGAUCCUGAGCUGCUGGCAGAGCUCAGUGAGGAGCAGAAACAGAUCCUCUUCCUCAAGAUGAGGCAGGAGCAGGUCAGACGGUGGAAGGAGACAGAAGCUGCCGCAGACAAGAACUCAGCGAAGAAAGUGACCCAGAGGAAAGCACAUGGGAAGUCGGUGAAGUGGAAGCUCGGCACGGACAGCGAAGUCUGGGUCUGGGUCAUGGGCGAGCACACGUUGGAUAAGCCUUACGAUGUGAUCUGUGAGGAAAUCCAGGCACUGAGGGCUCAGCAGGAAGCAGGGGAAGCCAGGUAA
Molecule: messenger RNA, 669 nt
Organism: Mauremys mutica (yellowpond turtle)
Lineage: Eukaryota; Metazoa; Chordata; Testudines; Geoemydidae
Product: SH2 domain-containing protein 4A-like
Exons: 3
Coding region: 343-669 (108 amino acids)
Cellular component (GO): cytoplasm
Molecular function (GO): phosphatase binding
Source: RefSeq, a predicted model, not a curated record